AUGACUUUUCACGGCGAGACGGAUCUCCUCAUGUGCAGGACUUUCUCAACGCUUCUUGGAGGGAGAGCGCUGACAUGGUACACCACUCUACCCACUGGUAGCAUUGCGUCUUGGGACGGUUUGGCAAACAAGUUCCAGUCCCAUUUUGCAACCAGUCGCCCCGUGCCUAAGUCUGUUCAUUCCCUGGAAAAGAUUCUCCAACAAUCUGGUGAGUCCCUCAGAUCUUUUUUAGACCGCUUUGAUAAAGAGGCCUUGCAGGUGCAGGGCUUAGACCCAAAGGUGCAGGUACAUAUACUCCUUUCAGGCUUGCGACAGGGAGCGUUCGCUUACGAACUCGCCCGACACGAAAUUACUGACUUAGAAGAGGUCAGGAAAAAAGCCCAGGAGUUCAUGAGAAUAGAAGAGUAUAAAGGGAGUCGAGUUGAUGACGCCCAUAACCAAGACAAGACGGUAAGCAAAAGUAAGAACUAA
This is a messenger RNA of Gastrolobium bilobum, 471 nucleotides long. RefSeq lists its product as uncharacterized. The transcript has a single exon. Lineage: Eukaryota; Viridiplantae; Streptophyta; Magnoliopsida; Fabales; Fabaceae. The record is from RefSeq and is a predicted model, not a curated record. Bases 1 to 471 code for a protein of 156 amino acids.